AUGAGUGAAAAGGGUGAAAUAGACCGCAUCGUGACCUCCGCAGUGGAGGGCCUUGGCAUCGGCACCGACGGCGGUGGCGUCCCCAGCGCAGCAGCUGCUGCAUGCGCCGGCGACGAGGCGUCCCAGCCGCUGCCGCCGCUCGUCGCCCUGAGCCGCACGCGCGAGGAGAGCGUCGACGCAUGUGAUAUCCCAGCGGAUCGCCCCAUCCGCCUGCCGGAGGCCAUUCCCUCCGAUGACGGCGACGCCCCCGACCUCCCCUCCUCGUCCCCACCUCUCCUGGGGCCGUCCUCGGCGCCGACCGCCGCCGCGGAGGCGCCCGGCGCGGGCCUCGGCGCGCUUGACGGCGGCGCGAAGGCCUCCCCGGGCUACUUCAUGUACCAACAGCUCCUGGAGCGCGCCCUCAACAGCGCCCAGCUCUCGCGCGCCGUCGCAGACCUGCUGACCGGUGGCGCCGGAUGGCCGGAGGAGCAGCAGCUGGAGCAGCAGGAGCAGCAGCAGCAGCAGCAGCAGCAGCAGCAGCAGCAGCAGCAGCAGCAGCAGCAGCAGCAGCAGCAGCAGCAACAGCAGCGGAGCCUGCUCGGUGGCGCGGCCGCCCACAGCAAGUUCCCAUCAAGGGCUACGGGCGCUCCGCGCGCGCAGCAGCAGCAGCAACGGCAGCCGCAGGGACACGCGCAGCCCCAGGCCGAGCAGCGGGGCGAGUAUUACUCGUCGCCAAUCUUCAAGCAGCCAAGCCUGGACAGGCAGGGCUCCCAGGGGGCGCGUGCCACGGCGCUCAAGACGUGCGGCUGUGCUUGA
Molecule: messenger RNA, 795 nt
Organism: Monoraphidium neglectum
Lineage: Eukaryota; Viridiplantae; Chlorophyta; Chlorophyceae; Sphaeropleales; Selenastraceae
Exons: 2
Coding region: 1-795 (264 amino acids)
Source: RefSeq, a predicted model, not a curated record